UUCAUUCAUUCAUUACCAUCUUUUUCCUCAGCCUGCUUGCGGUGCUUCACCUGUGUAUUUCCAGCUGUUUCUCCUCUGGACUGCUUGAAGUUUCCUCUGGAGUGUCCAGCCGGGCAGCGCUGCCUCUCAAGCGAGGCGUCUGGAAAGCGGGGCGGCAUCCAGCUGACGAUAUACGAGAAGAGCUGCGCCGUCUCCUCCCAGUGCGGCCUGGCAGGACAGAAGUACUCGGCGGGAAUCUACUUCAACUACACCAACGACUGCUGCGACACAGACCUGUGUAACGGGGCCGGCUCCGUGGCCGUGGCCGGCUGGGCGGGGGCGGCGCUCUGCCUGCUGCCCGCACUCACCCUCCUGCUGGCCUGA
This is a messenger RNA of Menidia menidia (Atlantic silverside), 363 nucleotides long. The record is from the annotation of a GenBank genome assembly. NCBI's taxonomy places the organism in Eukaryota, Metazoa, Chordata, Actinopteri, Atheriniformes, Atherinopsidae.